GAUCCGCCUAUCGAGGAUGUUAUAAAAAGAAAGCGGAAGUCAAUAUCAUGUGACACCUACACAUAAACAAUGGCGGACGUAGAACCUCCCCCAGCAGAUACAUCGCAGACGACGUCGAAUUCUGCCUCGAUGGCUGCAGAUGGGAACAAACCAUGGGAGAGGCCAUGGACUGUUGAGGAGAUGAGAAAGGAGGCAACUAACUGGUCACUGUCUGGAGAUGCAGGGUUGUUGCUGUAUUUAAAAGAUUUUUCACAGAAGAUGAUUUCACGUGUACAUGAAAUUGAAAAAGAAGUAGAUGGAUUGAUGCAUGAUUCUAAGAUGACUGGUGUAAGAGCUAACAAUGUCUUCAAUGACUUCAUUAUGCUGGCAAACACCCAGUUUGUAGAAAAUAGAGUUUAUGAUGAAGAUGUCAGUCAAGAGGAAACAGCAAAAGCUGGGGAAGGAAAUGAUGAGAAAGAGAAGACAAAAGAACAACGGGAGUCAGAAUUGAUUCCCAAGGUCAAGGAGGCCCUGGAACUCGGAAUCAAUGUCAUUGACCAGGCCUUUGAACAGUUGGACAGUCAUGUGGCAGAUUCUGACUCAGAGGAGGAGGAGACCGGAUACAGAGCUGACCCUCUACUGGAAGCUAAGGAUCCAUAUAUUAACCGAUUACUUCCCUUAAUGAUUGGAACACCCAAAUUUAUGGAGGAUGAUUCUGUUGGCUUGGCUGAGGAGGAAUCAGAAGAAGAGGAGAGUGACCAUGGCAGCCUAAGUGAGAGUGAAUCUGAGAAAGAGGAGGAGGAAGAGGAGAAGACAGAGUCCUCAGAGGAGUCCUCAGAGAGUGGGGAAGAAUCUAGUUCAGAAAAACCUGUCAAAAAUCAGUACUCUCAGGAGUCUGAGUCAGAAGGCAGUGAUUUGUUUGGGGAGGAGGAUGAAAAGGAAAGUGUGUCAGGAUCUGAUGAGGAGGAAGAAGAGGAACCUACCCCAAAAAAACCCUCAGCACCUAUGGAUUUUGCUUCAGAAUUAGCCAAAAAAUUAGGGGCUCCUGGCUCAACACCAGCACAAGAGAGUGACGAGGAAGGAGAACCAGUAAAGGAGAGCAAAGAAACCAAACCAAAAGGUGAAAAGAAAAAGCGAGAAAAGAAAGAAUCAACAAGUAGUUCUAAAACAAAAUCUAAAAAGAAGGGAAAAAUUGAAGAGGAGCCAUUCCCUGCAGAAGAAGAAGAUGAUUCUCCAUUUGGAAACAAAGGGGGACUUUUCUCGGGGACCAGUAAAGGGCUUUUUGAUGACAGUGAGGAGGAGGGAGAUUUGUUUACACAAAGUGUUUCUGAGAAAAAGACAUCCAAGAAAACCAUAGAAUCAGACAAGGAGGAAGAAGAAGAAAAACCCAAGGAAAGAAAGAAAUCCACCAGCAGUAAGAAGCCUAAAGGAGGAGUUCCUAUGUUUGGAGAGGAUGAUGAAGAUGAUAUGUUCAAUGAAAAGAAAACAACAGAGAAAAAGAAGCCUUCAUCUGUAGCCCCUUCAGGAGAAGGAGGUCUGUUUGACAAUGAAGAUGAAGAUGAUGACCUGUUUUCUUCAGCUGCUCCGAAAGCAACAACAGAAAAACCCAAGAAAAAAGAAAUUGUUGGAGGUGGAGGCCUGUUUGAUGAAGAGGAGGAGGAGGAAGAUUUAUUCUCUGAAAACAAGAAGGAGGAACCAAAGAAAGAGGAUACAGCCCCUCCAGUCAAACAGGAAAACAAAAAGAAACUUCCUCCAGGAGCUGUUCCUAUGUUUGGUGGAGGUGGAGGAAAUCCACUGGCUGCUGCCAUCAAGAAACAAAGAAAACAAGAAUCUGAUGAGGAAGAUAAUGAGUGGUCAGAGGAGGAGAAACCAAGGACUGCCAGUGUUAAAUCCAGCCAAUCAGUGACUUCUAUUAAUUCGGCAUCCAAGGUCAUAGGGGUCAGUAAUGCUAGCAAGCCCAGUCCCAGUCCUUCCAGUAAUAGCUUGUUUGAUGAUGAGGGUGAUGAUAAUGCUUUGUUUGCAGCUCCAGCCAAACCAAGGGCAGACAGUAAAUCAAAGACUAAACCUACAAAGUCCUUGUUUGAUGAUGAUGAUGGGGACUUGUUUUCCUCAAAACCAACAAAGAAAACAGCAGAAAAGAAAACUCAGCCAUCAGGUGGCUUGUUUGAUGAUGAAGAAGAUGAUUUAUUUGCUAAGCCAAAAGACAGUGGAAAGAAGAAGCCUGUAGGAGGAGUGGCUCUGUUUGGAGAUGAUAUCUUGCCAAAGAAAGACAAACCAGUCGAAAAGGAGACCGAGAAGAAGGUAGAGCCAGCAAAAACCAGUAAACCUGCCAAGAAGACUGUGUCCUUGUUUGAUGAGGAGGAGGAGGAAGAGGAGGGGGAUAUAUUUGGGGCCCCCUCAAGUAAGACAGCGCCACCUAGGCCUACUGGUGCAAGCAAGGCCAAGGAUUUGUUUACUGAUGGAAAUGACAUGUUUGGAGAGGAAGAGUCUCCAGGAGUGGACAUCUUUAAUCAACAAAAGACAGCACCAAAAAUGAACAAAGACUCAGCUGUGCCAGUUGCUAAAUCCUCUGCUCCAAAUCUAUUUGAUGAGGAUGAUGUGGGUCUCUUUGGUACCACCCAGACCACAAAGACUGAUUCUGUAGAUGUUGGAGGAGUGACAACAGAAGAAUCUACUGAUACCCCAGAUAAGACUAAGGAAACCAAACCCAGAAAACCAGUUGGAGGUGUGUCCAUGUUUGGUGCAUUUGAUCCAUCUGCUGCCCUGAAAAACAAAGGAAAGAAAGAAAAAGAGGUCAAGGACAAGACCCCUCCACCAAAAGGAGAUUCUGAAGAGGAGGAUACAUCAGAUAAACCAGAACCCCCUCCUCUGGAUGAACCCAAAACAGAAGAAACAACAAAAUCUGCUGAUCCUCUGUUUGGAGGAGAGGAUGAUGAAAAUGGUGAUUUGUUUGGAUCUUCACAAAAGAGUGAACCUGAAGAAAAAGAAGAGGCCAAACCCAGAAAACCAAUAGGAGGCAUGUCCAUGUUUGGUGCAUUUGAUCCAUCUGCUGCCCUGAAAAAUAAAGAAAAGAAAGAAAAAGAGGUCAAGGAUGAGACCCCUCCACCAAACGAGGUCAAGGAUGGAAACCUUCCUCCUGAAAAGGUCAAGGAGUCUGAGGACGAGGAUAGGAUAGAGCCUCCUCCUUUGGAUUUACCAGAGCCAAGUAAAAAGACAAAAGCAGUGGAUCCAUUAUUUGGAGAUUAUGAAGAUGAUGACCUGUUUAAGGUAUCUCCUGUAAAGAAUAUCAGCACAGCUGGUCCAUCCAAACCAUCAACCACCCCAAAACCUAUCAUUCCCUCCAAAUCCAAGAAUUCCAAACCAGAGACCUCCAAAAAAGCAAAUCUAUUUGGAUCCCCCAAGUCAGAUGAAGAUGAUUUAUUUUCAUCAUCUGCAAAGCCUCCCUUUAAAGAACCCCCAACUUCACCACUUGGCCAGUCCCCACGUAAACCAGCAGGUGGAGUUUCCAUGUUUGGUGGGGUGGAUCCAUUUGGAGUGUCAAAGAAGUCAGACUUAUCUCCAGGUUCACCUACAACAGGAGAAGGGGAUAAAAAACCUGAAGCAGUCUCCCCAGUUUCUGUUGGGAAGAAAAUGCCUGGUAAAAUUGGCAAGUUACAGAUGAACUUAGGAAUAAAUCCAGCAGCCAUGUUACCAGGGGCGACACCACCUAUCAAGGAACCAGAGGUGGUUGCAGUAGGAUUUGAUACUCCUGCCCAGGCUAACACUCUCCAUAGUGCCAAUAAAAGUCGUGCCAAAAUCCAGGCAAAGAGACGUCCCCCAAGUCGUAAAGGCCGACAGGGAGGAGGUCCUGGUGGAGAUUCUGCCCCUUCUGAGGCUUCUCCAUCUCCUCAAGUGGAGACACCUCCAGUGGAAAGCCGAGUACCUCAACCCACAUCUGAUUUAUUUGGUAAUGAUGAUUUACUCGGGGAGGAGGACACAAAAAAUGAUUUCAUGGCCCCACCCCCUGUACCUGAUAGCUAUGAGGAGGAAAACAAUGAUUUAUUUUCAUCAACUAGGAAAAAGAACACUAUAAUGUCAGAUGAAGACCUGUUUAACCCUGUGAUUUCUUCUACUUCCAAGCCAAAAAAUGUGAUAAACUCCAUGAAUGAUGAUGAUGGAGAUGACAUUUUUGGUUCUUCAAGUACAGUAAAAACUACUUCAAAAUUUGUCAGUAAAAGGAAAGUUGAAAAUGAUACAAAAGAUGCAUUAGUGAAUGGAGUUGAAGAUGUGUUAUCAGACAAGACCCAAACUUCUAAAGUCAUAGAGCCAGAGGAUGAGGACCUUUUUGCUGCGAAACCAAAGGUGAAGAAACAGACUGAUUUUGAAAAGUUACUAGAUGACAAACCAGAGGAAACUAAAACUGAAUCCAAACCUUCUUUGGAGGAGGACCUGUUCCCUGAUUCCACUCAGAACAAGAAACCUGAGAGCAAACCAAAGAUGCCAGAAGCAGCAGAUGAUGACAUUUUUGCUGAUUCCUCAUUGAACAAAAAAGCUUCCAAAGCAAAAACUGAAGAGAAAAAUGUAAAUGAGGAUGAUGAACUAUUUGGUAAACCUACUCAGAAAGGUAAAAAGCCAAGCAAAGCUCGGCCUAAAACAAAGGAUGAGGACUUAUUUAAGGACAACACAGACAUUUUUGCUGAUGUCCCAGCAGCAAAACCAAGGGAGAAAAAGAAGAAAAAAGCCACAGAAAAGAAGAGUGUUUUUAAAGACGAUGAUGAUGACAUUUUUGCAACCACACCUAGCAAACCAAAAGCCAAGAAGGAGAAGAAGACAGAAGCACCCAAGAAGACAGCUACAGAUGUUACAGAUAUAUUUGAUGAUCCACUGAGUUGACACAUACCGUGAUCUAAUACCCUAAAAAUGUUACAAAAAUUGUGUUACAAAGGUGCUAAUUAACAAUGGCAAUGUAACAAUAAGUCUGUUGUAUCUAAAUACAUUCUUACUUAUUAUGAACAAAAAAAAACAGACUUAGCUCAUAUUCUGUAAUGAUGCUAAGGUUGUUAAUUUCAGUUCUUGUACAACUGAUAGUUAAGUUUUAAAAAUAUAUUUUGAAUAUU
This is a messenger RNA of Saccostrea echinata, 5075 nucleotides long. Its product is annotated as WASH complex subunit 2-like. The transcript is spliced from 37 exons. Gene Ontology annotation, molecular function: retromer complex binding; phosphatidylinositol phosphate binding. Lineage: Eukaryota; Metazoa; Mollusca; Bivalvia; Ostreida; Ostreidae. Gene Ontology annotation, cellular component: early endosome; WASH complex. The coding region runs from base 70 to 4851 and encodes 1593 amino acids. The record is from RefSeq and is a predicted model, not a curated record. Gene Ontology annotation, biological process: protein localization to endosome; retrograde transport, endosome to Golgi.